AUGGCUUCACUUGAAAAGGGUAGGCUUUCACGUCGCUCGGUUCCCCGCCGAAGUUACGCUGUCGAAGAUACUUCCGACUCGGAGGAUUCUGGAAAUGUAACACCCUCAGCCUCGACGCACGAUGACGACGAUGAUGAUGAUGAUGAGAGUACCGAGGGCGAAGAUGACUAUACACCAGUUCCAAAGAAAGCAAGGCGCACGUCACACCAAAUCCCAGAGCCCAAAACGCCUAGUACAGUGCGCCCAGCGCGCAAAUCGCGACCAUCGAUAGCUGAAGAAUCGGAUGCCUCGCAGGUCACCGAUACGGACGAGAAUGACGAGAAAGAACAGCCCGAUGAGAAUGACGACGACGCGACGGAUGAUUCUGCCAGUGUCGCAUCUGUUGAGGCUGACCCCGAGUCUCCUUCCCAGACCGCUGCACUUAAGAGAAAGAGUGUUGAGCCUGUGGAAGCCGAUCCUGACUCCCCUUCGAACAAGGUGGCUACAAAAAGACACAGUACGUCCUAUUCCAAUAAGAGUCGUAGCUCAAUCACUUCUAAGGCGGCAAAUGACUCACUUCCUACUCCAGAGUCAUCUGCAUCGCCAGAGCAAACGCAUACUCGACGGGAUAGUGUCGCACCUCUCGCCGAUAUUGCCGAGUCUGCUAUCAACAAAUCGCAGUCCCCAUCAAAGCAACAUGAUGAACCGAAGGCCGAAUUUUCCAUUAUCAAUCCAAACUCAACCGUAUUGGAAAAACCAAUGGAUAUUGUGAUGAAGUCUAGAAAUUUGGGUGUUCCCGCACCCGAGGAACCUACAGAACCCCAACCACGAAUGAUUAUUCAAAAUUUGAUCUUAGAGAACUUCAAAAGUUAUGCUGGAAAGCAAGCCGUUGGACCUUUUCAUGCCUCUUUUUCAUCUGUUGUCGGACCUAACGGCUCAGGAAAGUCGAACGUGAUUGAUUCGUUGCUUUUUGUUUUCGGUUUCCGUGCUAGCAAGAUGCGACAGGGAAAGAUCUCGGCACUCAUCCAUAAGUCUGCUCAAUACCCCGAUCUCCCCUUCUGUGAAGUGCAGGUGCACUUCGAACAAGUCCUCGAUCUUCCUGGGGGUGGUCACGAGGUGAUCUCAGGUUCUCAACUGAUUAUUUCGCGGCGAGCUUUCAAGAACAACAGCAGCAAAUACUACAUGAACAAGAAAGAGACCAAUUUCACCACCGUGACUGCCUUCCUCCGCGAGAAAGGAAUCGAUCUCGAUCACAAGCGAUUUCUUAUCCUUCAGGGAGAGGUUGAAUCUAUUGCUCAGAUGAAAGCCAAGGCCACAAAUGAACACGACGAUGGCCUUCUUGAAUAUCUCGAAGACAUUAUAGGAACUUCAAAAUACAAAACACCGAUCGACGAGGCAGCGACCGAAGUGGAAACUCUGAACGAUGUUUGUGUCGAGAAAAACAAUCGGGUUCAGCACGUGGAGAAAGAGAGGAAUGCCCUGGAAGACAAGAAGAACAAGGCACUAGCGUACUUGCAGGACGAGAACGAGAUUGCUUCAAAACAAUCUGCCCUCUUCCAGAUCUACAACACUGAAACUCUGGAUAACAUGCGUGCUACCGAGGAUGCCAUUAUUCAGAUGACAGCAGAGCUGAACCAGGAACUGGAAAAGCACCAAGGCAAUGAAUCUGGGAUCAAGGAGCUUGAGAAAUUCUACAAGCGUGGGGCUCAUGAGUUCGAGACAAUGGAAGGAGAAAGCAAAUCGCUGCUCAAGGAGAUGGCGAAGUACGACAAAGAGUCCGUCAAGUUCGAAGAGAAGAAGAAAUUCUUGCUUGGCAAACAGAAGAAGCUGGACAAGACUAUUCAAACGAGUCGCCUUUCUGGCUCAGAGUGUCAGAGUUUGGUUGAGAAAUACACCGACGACAUCGAGAAGAAAACCAAAGAAAUUGAUCAGCUAGAGAAGGAAAUGAAAGUGGAGGAGGAAGAGCUGACCUCGAUCCGUGAAAGUCUCAAAGGCAAAACUCAGGGCAUGUCAGACCAGAUUGCAGCCAAACAAAAGUCACUCGAGCCUUGGAACGAGAAGAUCAAUAAGAAGCAAUCCUCAGUUGCUGUUGCACAGAGUGAGCUUGAUAUCCUUCGUGAGAGAAGCAAUGCAGGCGCUGUCUUACUUGAGGAGGCGCAUAACAAAAUUGCCACUAUUCAAGAGACCUUGCAGACCAAGGGAACCGAUCUUGAAGAGCGACAUGCUCAGAAAAAGACCCUCGAGGCCGAAGUCCAAAAACUGAAACACGAUCUGGGCAAGUACAUUGCGAGAGAGCCCGAUGUUCGUUCACAUGUUUCCAACGCUCGACAAAAAGCCGAUGAAGCUCGCUCAAGCUUGGCCAGCACGCAGAACCGUGGGAGUGUGUUGACUGGAUUGAUGCGACUCAAAGAAUCUGGUCGUAUCGACGGAUUCCAUGGUCGUCUUGGUAAUCUCGGAACGAUCGAUGAAAAGUAUGAUGUCGCAAUCUCUACUGCAUGUCCUGCUCUCGAGAACAUGGUGGUUGAAAGUGUGGAAAUUGGUCAGCAGUGUAUCGACUAUUUGCGCAAAAACAAUCUUGGUCGUGCCAACUUCAUUCUCCUAGAUCGCUUGGCUCGUCGCGAUAUGUCGACUAUAUACACUCCUGAAAGUGUCCCACGUCUCUUCGAUCUCAUCAAGCCCAAGGAUCCCAAGUUCGCCCCCGCCUUUUACAAUGUGUUGCAAAACACCUUGGUCGCCAAGGAUCUAGACCAAGCCAAUCGUAUUGCCUACGGUGCUCGGCGUUGGCGAGUGGUGACAUUGGAUGGCCAGUUGAUCGAUGUUUCUGGAACAAUGAGUGGCGGUGGUACUCGCGUCGCACGAGGUGGCAUGUCAUCAAAGCAAGUUGCUGAGACCUCAAAGGAACAGGUGGCUCGUCUUGAAUCGGACCUUGAGGAAUUGGAGCGCAAAUUUCAGCACUUCCAAGAAAAACAGCGAAAUGUGGAGUCUCAGAUGCGGGAGAAGUCUGAGGAGAUUCCUCGUGUUGAGACUAAGAUCCAAAAGAUUUUGAUUGAGAUCGACAGUGCAAAGCGCAGUCUUGUCGAUGCCCAGCGCCGGGUGAAGGAGAUCAGUGCCGAGCACAAGCCAUCCAAAUCUGAUGCAUCUCAGGCUGCUGCCCUCGAGCAGCAAAUCGAAUCCUUGAACGAGGAGAUCAAAGAUCUCAACGGUCAGAAGAGUGGCAUCGAAGAAGAGAUCCAGACACUUCAAAAUAAAAUCAUGGAAGUCGGUGGUGUUCGCCUUCGUGGGCAAAAAGCGAAGGUUGAUGGACUGAAGGAGCAAAUCAAUCUCUUGGCCGACGAGGUCUCCAACGCCGAGGUGCAAAAAUCGAAAAACGAGAAGCUCAUAAUCAAGCAUACCAAGGCUUACGACACAUCCAACAAGGAUAUGAGUCAAAUCGAGGCGGACUUGCAAAAGAUUGAAGAAGAUGUGGAAAAACAAGCUAAUGAUGCAUCUGGUUGGAGACAAAAGGCCGACGAGGCGCAAGAGGCUCUUGAGACCAAGAGAGGUGAGCUGAAGGCUCUGAAACAAGAGCUUGAUGACAAAACCGCAGAGCUCAAUGAGAGCCGAGCUAGUGAGAUCGAACUGCGUAAUAAACUCGAGGAGAACCAAAAGGCUCUUGCUGAGGGCCUGAAAAAGAGUCAGCACUGGGAGGACAGGAUUUCAAAACUGUCUUUGCAGAAAGUAAGCGAUCUGGGCGAGGAGCAAGAACCUACAGAACUACAGACGUUCACCAGGGACGAGCUAGCAGCCAUGAACAAGGUUGAAUUGAAGUCAGAGAUUUCCGAGUUGGAGCAGAAAGUAGCACAAGCAUCUGUUGAUCUUUCAGUCAUUGAGGAGUACCGCCGGCGUUCUGCUGAACAUGAGUCUCGCUCUGCAGAUUUGACUACUGCUCUGUCCACUCGUGACAGCGCCAAGUCUCGCCUCGACGGUCUCCGCUCUGCACGUUUGAACGGCUUCAUGGAAGGGUUUAGUAUUAUCUCUCUGCGUCUGAAGGAGAUGUACCAGAUGAUUACCAUGGGUGGCAACGCGGAACUGGAGCUUGUAGACUCGUUGGAUCCAUUCUCUGAGGGUAUUUUGUUCUCUGUCAUGCCGCCAAAGAAGAGCUGGAAGAACAUUAGCAAUUUAUCUGGUGGUGAAAAGACAUUGUCUAGUUUGGCGCUUGUUUUCGCCCUGCACCACUACAAGCCAACUCCGCUCUACGUCAUGGACGAGAUUGAUGCGGCCUUGGAUUUCCGUAAUGUCUCUAUUGUGGCAUCUUACAUCAAGGAACGAACAAAAAAUGCGCAAUUCAUUGUUAUCUCUUUGAGAAACAACAUGUUCGAACUCGCAUCUCGACUUGUUGGUGUCUACAAGGUAAAUCAUAUGACAAAGAGUGUUACAAUCGAGAAUAAAGACUAUAUUGAGAGUCGAUGA
This is a messenger RNA of Penicillium taxi, 4428 nucleotides long. It is a transcript of the gene smc4, whose product is annotated as condensin subunit SMC4. Gene Ontology annotation, cellular component: chromosome. Gene Ontology annotation, molecular function: protein binding; ATP binding. Bases 1 to 4428 code for a protein of 1475 amino acids. Gene Ontology annotation, biological process: mitotic chromosome condensation. The record is from RefSeq and is a predicted model, not a curated record. NCBI's taxonomy places the organism in Eukaryota, Fungi, Ascomycota, Eurotiomycetes, Eurotiales, Aspergillaceae. The transcript has 4 exons.